Radiomyces spectabilis is the source of this 1028-nucleotide messenger RNA. Its product is annotated as GRASP55/65 PDZ-like domain-containing protein. Lineage: Eukaryota; Fungi; Mucoromycota; Mucoromycetes; Mucorales; Radiomycetaceae. Gene Ontology annotation, cellular component: Golgi apparatus. Bases 24 to 908 code for a protein of 294 amino acids. Gene Ontology annotation, molecular function: protein binding. The transcript is spliced from 7 exons. Gene Ontology annotation, biological process: Golgi organization. The record is from RefSeq and is a predicted model, not a curated record.
CCCCUUUUCAAUAAAAGCAUGAUAUGGGAGGCACACAGAGCACAGAACAAGGACGUCAUGGUUUCCACGUAUUAAAGGUCAAAGAGAAUUCACCCGCGUUUCUUGCCGGCAUUGAGCAGUUCUUCGAUUAUAUUAUCAGCAUAAAUGGCACUUCUCUGGAAAACGGCGACAGUCAGAUUCUGUUAAAGACGUUGGAAGAGUCCAAAGAUAACCCCGUGACUCUGCAAGUGUAUUCGAGUAAGGAAGAUGCCAUUCGAGAGGUGGUCAUUACUCCUAAUGACCAAUGGCAUACCGAUCCAAACGAAAAAAGCUUAUUAGGUUGUUCAAUACGCUUCUGUACUUAUGAACGUGCGGGCGAACAUGUAUGGCACAUCUUGGAGGUACUUCCGAAUUCACCGGCUGAAAUGGCAGGCCUUAUUCCAGAAAGCGAUUUUAUCAUCGGCAGUCCACACACUGUUCUGAGUAGUGAAGAUGGAUUCUACAACUUGGUAGAUCAGCAACUGGGAAAGCCAUUGCGCUUGUAUGUUUACAACACUGAAUGGGACAGCUGUCGUGAAGUGAUUAUUAUUCCCAACAAUGAAUGGGGAGGAGUGGGUUCACUCGGCUGCGACGUGGGUUAUGGAUUAUUGCAUCGAAUUCCUCAACGAUUACCUGCCCAGGAAGAUACUGGCAAAGCCGGUGAAAGCGUUAGCAGCGACACCAAUUUCAGUUCUGCCGAUUUUGUCGAUCAUUCUACAGCGCGAGCAAGCGAAUCAAAUACAUCGCAAGUCCACUCACUCGACGACAAUACCACGACUCGCUCAUUAUCGCAGGAACACGCUCUGAAAGAAGCACAAAACACCGCAUUGCCUGAAUCGCCUCAGCUCGAUCAUCGAGACGCCUCUGUGCGACAAUCCUCAGAAGCGUAACUUGGCUUUGUCUUGUACCCAGAGUAUCCAACUGUACUAUAUGUUGAAUUACAAAAAUAAACACAACAGUGAUCUGAAAAUGAGACGCAAAAUAUGAUCAUUUGACUGAGGGAUGACCCC